AUGGGCCACGCAGAAGGUGCCGAGUUGGUCACGGGUUGGUCGCUCGCUCAGGUCUCAGUGGUGGAAGUGACGAGAAGAAGUGGCUGGAAUCGUGGGAAGGGACCCGAGGCGAUCCUGGCGAGUGGCGUUCUUGCUGCGGAGCAAGCUGUUGCUCACUUUGUGCUGGCUCGCCUGACCGCCCAUCAAAAUCCACGAGAACUGUACAAAAAACUGCUGGCCCAGUUCCUGUUGCACCUUGUGGAGAAGCAAGUGUACCUCCUAUCUCCCGAGACAGCAUCACCGCAGCGCCUUCGCGUUGCCGUUGAGAUGUUGCGCAAGACGACGAGCAAAGUGGGGAAACUGCACCGAGAUUUCGCGUUGCCUUCGAUUCCCAAGACCUCUUUGACCCUGCGGUGCAUCAAAGUCCGGCAAACCUUGGACGCGCUUUUGCGUGCGCGUGGGGAACAAAAGGCCUCGCAGUACAAGUUCAGCAGCUCAGAUCAGGUGUUUGCGAGAGAUGUUCUCUUCAGAGUCGCCGUGAACCAGAACGUGUCCGAUCUGUUGAUGCCAGCUGGCAACACCAAAGCUCGUGCUAUCAAGAACCUGGAAGGCUUUCAGCUGUUCGGAGACCAAAGCCCGUGCUUUGAGAGCGCUUUGCAGUGGUUGCACCACCUGGACUGGCAGAAGGAUACAAUGAAGAUGCAAAUUGGAAUGGUUUUGGUCGAGAAGAUCUUCUUGCAGUAUGCCCAGCAACUGGAAGAAGACUGGUCAGAACACGACCUUUCCUGGAUGGAAGAAUUGAUCGACGUGUACUGCCUCAUUAGCGAUCACUUCCGGAGUUCUGCACUGUGGAAAGUGGAGCUGCGCAGUAAAGAAGUCUUGGUGGCAGCAGAGCUGGAGCACCCAUUGGUUCAAGCCUACGGCCCGGCUCUUCGGCCGGAGCAUCUGCGCCGCUUGCUGCUGUCGAAGGCCGAAGAGAUCGAUGCCUUGAAAGCGGUGGAUCGAUUCUUGAAGAGUCGUUGGAUCCAUGGCGAAUCUGGGCUCUUCAACUUGUCAGAUCAGGAAGCAACAUUUCAAUUCGCUGCCGAGUUUGGAGCUCAAAGUCCAUAUCUCCAGGACGUCCUUGCUAUGGAGCGAAAUGCUGAGGAAAUCAGGAUGACCAAACAUUGGAACCAGGUGCAGAAGCAGCAAACGGAAGCGCAGGUUUUGAGGAUAGAAAUUGCCGACCUCCAGCGAGAAUUGGACUGCAAGCUGCCUGUAUUGAACAAGGUAUGUGAUUUGGAGGGGCAGAAGCAGUCGGCCCUGAACGAAGUUCAAAGUAUUCAGAGGGAGAUUCACCAGUUGUCGGACUUAAUCAGCUCCGGUUGGGACCUCUUCCACACAACAGACCGCACAGAGCGCAGACAGGCCCUCCAAACGCGGCAGGCACGAUUGAAUCAGGAGGUCUCCAGAUAUGACGCCCGCCUCACAGCGUUGCCGAGCCGGCAGACCUUGGAACGAGAGAUAGCAACCCUUCUGAACCAGUUGGCCAAGGCGAAAGCGGAGCUAAAGAGCGCAGAGACACCACCACCAGCAGUGAUCCAGUCUCUUCCGGAAGAUGCCGAUUUGGCCAACAGUGCGUUGUUUUUCCUCUACAAGCCCGACUUGUUGAGGUUGCUGUCACACAUGACGAUGAAAGCUCAACAAAUCCUCUUACCUUGGCCAUGGUGUUGCGACCAGAGGUGGGAUGUGAGAAAGUCGAUCGAAGUACGAGAUUUCAGAACCCGCUGGGCUGACCAUUUCAACAUGCAGAAGGAAUACUACAACCCGCCUGACAAACCCCGCACCAUCGAUGCCUUGGUCAACUUGCUCAGCCGUGGAGAGGCUCCAAGCUCCCGUAGCCAAGAUGUGGCAGGGCAUCAUAUCGACAGCUUGGCAAAUCCCAGGGAUGGGGUCUGGUGGCCGGACAAGCUGCACCGUGAGUUUGCUUGCAAAUCCAAUGGCCGGUUGAUCGACCGUGGCGGCUUCUUCAAUCCCUUCCAGAAUUUGCCGGACGCGAUCCUGACGGAUCACUGGACAGAGUGGAUGCCACAGGACGCCGUGGAUUUGCAAUGGACCAUGAAGCUUGGGGAUGAGAUCGCCAGCACGCGUGGCAAUCAAGGAAUUGCCACACAAUGCAAGAAACCCAAGUGGUCGAGGAAACAUGAAUACUUGGCCUUGUGUGGUUUGAGAGCAUUCCCACACCAGCAGCUUCGCAAGCUUCUGAUCGCGCUGCAAGAGUCCUCACUGCCUUUGACGCACACGCCUGUACACCAUCUUCUACGACAGCUGCUCCACCAUGUUGGUCCGACUGAUCCUGACAGUGAGUUGCACUGGAAGCGUGACAUUCCAGGUUUGAUGAAUGACUUCAAGGAGGCCCUGUUGGCAUUGGUAGACGAGUUUUCGGCCAAACCACGUGCUCACCAAGCCAUGCCGGCUUUGGCGGAUCUCUUGAACUAUUUCAUCCAAUGGGCGCCAUGUGAUCCUUUAGCGUCUAUCUCUCUAGUUGCUGGGUGUGGCCAAUUAUCUGAGACAGCCCUGCGGUGGGCAAAGGAUGCAUUGUCUCAAAUGCAAGGCCUUGCAACGGAUCAUCAGGAUGCCUUGAUUGCCAAGGUGAAGCUCUUUGGUCUUUACGCCGCCCUUUGCACUCCAGCAUCGACUCUGAUGAUGGAAGACGGACAGCGAUUGGUGGAGGGUCUGGUCUAUGCUCACAACAGCUCUCCAUUCAGGGUGCAGCAGACAGCGAAAGAAAAGGAGACGCUUGAAGGCUUACGUCGGAGGGCUGAUGCCGUCGCGGUACAGAAGCUUGAAGAAGUCAUCGAGUUUGCCAGAAGUUCAAAUCAUUUCAUCACGGCAGGUGUUUCAGCAGCUCUGGAACACGUGCCAGAAGACCUGCAAUGGCAGCAAGUUGAUGCAACGCCAUGUUUUCAGGCGCAAUGCCAUUCAGGUCGCUUGUACAGCAUCAACUUGCUGAAAGGUAUUGUGCUCCUGGAUGGUUAUCCACCACGGCGCAUCCCUUCGACUAUUCUUCAGCACAGCCUCUUCCAACGUUGCUUCGGAGACGCUGUCUUUGAGGUCAGCAUGGACAGAUUUGGAACUUUCAAGACAUCAAGGCCAGUGGAUGGAUGCUUCUAUGAGUUCCAAGAGCUGUCAGAUGGCCAGUUGCGCAUCGCAGAGUUGAAGGAUGGUCGUUCACUUCAGCUGGUGCCCUCUGAACACCUGGGCGAGCAGUUUCCAAAGCGUUUGGUGGAGCUACACAGCCAUUGGAGGGACGAAGAUUCCGGUGCGGUUGUGUUUCGCCCAAUCUACUUCCGGGAGAGAUCGGCGUAUUUCCUUUAUGUGCCUCACCAAGAUGGCACCUGCGGUGUGUGCCGCCAAAUUCCCGAGCACUUGAGAACAAGAGCUCUUGAAGAUUUGCUGAGCCAUGAAGACGUUGUCCACCAGCUUGUCUGUGCAGAAGCCGGAGUGAUCGAUAUCCUGCACAAAUUCGAAGACCAAGCCUUCAUCCAUCGAUACGUCAAUUGCGCGUUUGACCGGGGUGACAGUCAUGAGGAGAUUGAACAUUUGGAGCUUCCCCGUGUCAAUAUGGCCUUCACUCGGCAGUGUGGCCAUUGGAUGUCCCGCGACUAUCGUGGCUACUGCUUGGCCGACCAACAGAAGAUGAGCGACACAUUGAUUGACUUUGAUUCUUACUUGGUCUUGAAGCGGGUGGAUCCAAAUGAUCUUUCCAUUCCGGAAGUGAAGAUUAUCGUGAAAAACAGCAAUGUGCGGGAGUCAGUGCCUUUGUCACUUGUGAGUGACUCUCAUAGUGGCACUGAACAAGUCACUGUUUGCUUUGAUGUGCACGAGAGAUUCAAGCAUCUUGUGGCAGAGACUGUGCAGUCUCGGCUUCUAUUGGCCAGUCUCUAUGCAGGGACAGAUAGUGGAUUGCCUGACCCACGCUUGGGAGUCACGGGCAUGGAGGCUGCUGUGGAUUUGGUGAGACAGUCGUGGGUCAAUCGGCCCUUGUCGAAGCUGGAAAUGCAACGAUUGGCUGGAAUCCUUCAAUUUUCGUCCCGUGCUCCACUGGCUUUGGAUCUUCUUUGUCGGGAACUGCUUCGUUCAUCUUGCCAGCUCGCAGCUCUACAUGGUUUGCGGGCAGAGUAUCCGAAGGAGGCGAGGCAUGAGAACCAAAUCUUGGUGACUGCUGCAUAUUUCAAGGAAGCUCGCAGCACUGGGUGCUGCUUCCAGGAGCGCAAUUUCCGCCAGACAUUGACCGCUGAAGAGGAGCGCCGUUGCUUUGGCCAGGUCAGAGGAGGUGGAAGAGCAGUAAUGCGCAGCAAGCACACAGUGGAGGUUGAAGAGCCUCCAGUAUUGUCAUCUUACGUCGAUGACGCUGAGAAGGAAUUGCAGAAUUAUGUGGAAAAGUUGCCGCCGAAAGAACCGCCGUUGUUUCCAUUGACAGGCAACUUUUCAUCCCCAAUUGGCAAAGAGAUGAUGGAGGAACUGCGUGGUUCCUGGCGAGCCCAUCACCAAACAGAAGACUUCGAGGUCACAGAGGAGGGACGCCAGGUGGAAGUGUGGGAAGCAAAGUUGGAGGAGGCAAGAGCUUGUCGUCAGCAGAUGUACGACUAUCUUGCUGAUGCCUUGCAACUCUUUCCUGUGGACGAAGGGGCUUAUGAGUCCAAUAUCUUUCACGGGCGUAUGGCAUCAAAUAUGGCGCCAAAGGUAACACAACGAGAUUUCUUGAAAGCAGCUCUUCAGCCAGAGAUCCUUCGAAGUUUCAACCCCUUUUUGUCGCGUAAUGCAGUGCAGACGCUCCACAAAGGCGUGCUGGUCUUGUUGCAACUUUACGUGCUGGAGGACAAAUUCAAGAGACUUUUGGUCCAUGCAAAGGGACAGGUCUAUCCCUUGCUGUUGCAAGAGCUGCUUGUGUUCCGAUGCUGGCGAGUAGAGGAGCACCCAGAGUGGUUGGUCUUCGAGGUGGAGGAAGGAUUGCAGAUUCGUCCGGUGCAGUAUGAAGUUGCAAGGAAACUCAUCAAAGACCCUGGUUGUGUGGUCCAGCUCAACAUGGGCGAAGGCAAAACCCGCGUGAUUCUGCCUAUGCUCAUAUUGCACUGGGCUGGAAAGGGAGACCAGAGAUUGUUGAGGAUCACUGCAUUGACCUCCUUAAUCAAUGAGCUUUUCGAUUUUCUGCACAGGCAUUUGUGUGCUUCGGUGCUGCAGCGGAAAGUCUUCUUGCUUCCAUUUCACCGUGACGUGCUACUCACCGUGGAAGAUGUGAAGGUGAUGAUUUCCUCGAUGAAAUUCUGUAGCCGCAGUGGAGGUGUCUUGCUGGUAGCUCCAGAGCACCGUUUGUCUCUGCAACUGAAAUGGCAUGAGCUGCGCUUGCAAGGGGAGGACACUCUAUGUGACUUGCUCAAUCAGUUCCUUGCUUUGCCCUCACGUGAUUGUUUGGAUGAAAGCGACGAAGUGCUCCGCCACAAGUACCAAUUGAUCUACGCCGUGGGCAGCCCCAUUCCACUCCCUGAAGGCCCUGACAGAUGGAAUGCGGCAACGGCGCUGCUCCGAGUUUUGCACAAAUCCAACAGGCUGAGGAACCUCUUAUCCGCAACAUCCGUGACCGGAAACGGUGACUGUGAAGCUUUCAAGAGUCUUCGGCUGGUUCCGGGUGCAGAAUUGAAUGCAGUCAUGCCACGAGUACGGGUCGCCAUCCUUGAGGAUUUGAUGGAAGAUCCCCCAUAUGACUUCGCGUGGUUGAAAAACUUCCAGGGCGACAGCUCUGUUAUCAGAUUUUUGACAUCUCCUGAAGAAGAUGACAAAACUCUGCCAGAGGGCAUUCCUCAGGAUCGUAUCUUGGCGAUGCUGGCCUUUCGAGGGCUCAUUGCGUGCUCUGUGUUGGAGCAUUGCUUGACAAAGAGACAUUCUGUGGAGUAUGGCAUCAGGAGAAGCCAUGGGAAGCGUUUGGCAGUGCCUUAUCGAGCGAGCAACACACCAUCAGAGCGGUCUGAGUUUGGGCACCCAGAUUGCGCUAUUCUUUUGACUCUCCUCUCAUACUUUUCGGAUGGCCUCAGCCAGUCGGAGCUCCGACAAGCCUUUGAGACCCUGCUGGCUUGUGAUGAGUCCAUCCAAGAAAGCCACUAUGAUGUUUGGUUCAGGUUGAGUUGUGAACGCAUGCCGGAAGAAGAUAGGGCGUGUGUGGAACGAGUUUCUAUGGUAGACCUCUCCAACGAGAAUCAGCUCGACGUGCUGUAUGAGUAUUUCCACAUGAACUUCGAGACAAUUGCAUUUUGGGUUUGCCAUUGUUUGUUUCCAUGUGAGACCUCUCAAUAUCCUCAGAAACUGUUGGCAAAUGCUUGGCACUUGGCCCAAAAUCCAGAUGGUCUCGUUGGCGGCUUCUCUGGCACGGACGACAAUCAUCGCGCAUUACCUUUGCAAGUGACGCAGCAGAACCUUGCAACACUUUCGGGUACCAAUGGCAAGAUGGUGAAGAUCAUUCUGGACAACCCAGAGUUUCAAAAUUUGGAAGUGGGGGACGAUGGCAACCUGCACUGGAAACAAGUGCUACAGACGGCUGCUUCACGAGGCGUGGCUGCUUUGAUUGAUUGUGGGGCUCUGACUGCCGGAGCCAGCAACUCUGAGAUUGCCCGUGAGCUACUUGAGUUUCUGGCAGAAGGAAGAAUGUUCAGUGGCGUGACCUACUUUGACACAUCCAAGAAAGAUUGGAUGAUUUUGGACUAUCAUGGGCGUUGCUUGCCAAAAAAGUCUUCGCCUGCCCGAGAGUCAGAGUGUUUUGCCUUCUUCGACGAAGCAAGAUCACGUGGGGCAGACUUGAAGCUAGCCAUGACAGCGAGAGCCAUGGUGACCGUGGGGCCCAAGUGCAGCAAGGACAAGUUGAUGCAAGCCGUGGGGCGAAUGCGACAACUCGGCAAAGGCCAAAGCCUGGAAUUCAUCAGCUCCCCAGAGGUCACCAAGAAGAUUCGAGAUUUGACAAUGCGUGACCUGGGCCAGGUGAGCGGAAGAUGGGCCAGGCCCGUUCUUGGUCCUUCAGAGAUCACUUCAAAGCACCUUCUUGAAUGGGUGAUGGCCAAUACUGUUCAAGCCGCAGAAGAGGCAUUGACCGAGUGGGCCAAGCAGGGAUUGCUCUUCACCACCACUCAUGCACACCCGGAACUUGCAGUGUUAGAUGAAACCGUUGAGCUCAGCUUCUUCUACGGAAAAGCUUUGGUGUCUCGAGAGGUUCCAGAGGUGAUUGGGCAAGAGAUGAAACUGUAUGCAGAGAGGGCAGGUCUGGGAGGGCCCGACGACUCGGACGGAGCGCUUCUCAACGAGAUCAUGCGUCGUUCAGAGAGCUAUGGAGCCGGAGUUCGUGUGACUGCCAACGUGCUCGACGAAGAGUAUGAGCGUGAGCUCGAAGUGGAAAAGGAGGUCGAGAAGGAAGUCGAGAAGCAGUUGCCCAGUGUGCAGCCAAACCACGAGGAAGAUUGGAACACGGCACAAUUGCCGAUUUCAAGGAGCAUCAGGGACUUGGGCAUCGAAGUCGUCACUUUGCUGACAAUCUUUGGCUCGACGGUCUCAUUGAAAGGAAUCAAAGCUUGGCCGAACACAGCCAUCUUUGCAACGAAGAACUUCCAUCAGACAAUCCUGAUGCACAAAAAGCGACUCAAUUUGGACGACUAUUUGCGACCUGUCGACGCACUCGUUGUUUUCCCAGCGUCGGGAGAGGUUUUGCUCCUUUCCGAAAGGGAGGCCGAUUCGGCUCUGGAGGCAUUUUGGAACAGAUCAAAUUCUUCCGAGAGUUUCUUCUCAAAGUGGUGGAAAGCCAAGUCCUACAAUACCCAGAAUUUCUUCAUCAAUUGGGCGUUGUGGCGGAACGGCUUCUUGUCGAAGCUUCCAGGCCUGCUUCCUACGGAUGCUGUAUCAGGUCUUCCGGAUCUUCUUCAGGACGCGUCCAGAUUGGUGUCCAUCCAGGUGUUUAUGGGCGACACGCGGUUCAAAGAAGAGGCUCAGAAGAAGGAGCUCCAAGAUCUUGUGACCUUUGUCGAUCGAUCAUGUGGAGAUGCGAGGGCCAUCAAAGAGCUUGUGAGUGUGAGGGGAAUGAUGCAUCGCUUUGAAAGAAGUGACCUUGCAUGGAUCCUCAACUCCCGGUAG
Messenger RNA from Durusdinium trenchii, 8127 nucleotides. Lineage: Eukaryota; Dinophyceae; Suessiales; Symbiodiniaceae. The record is from the annotation of a GenBank genome assembly.